Messenger RNA from Paramuricea clavata, 14975 nucleotides. The record is from the annotation of a GenBank genome assembly. Lineage: Eukaryota; Metazoa; Cnidaria; Anthozoa; Malacalcyonacea; Plexauridae.
UGGGGCGGUCUCUGGGAAAGGUUAGUGCGUAGUGUCAAGAGGCCUUUGAAACGUGUCGUUGGUCGCUCAACCCCAACGUGCGACGAUUUACACACGAUCUUAGUCGAAAUCGAAGCAAUUAUCAAUGGGAGACCUCUGACGUAUGUCUACGACGAUGAAGAGUCAAACUACGAACCUUUGACUCAUUCGAAUAACCACGAGUCCAAACAGUUCGCACCACGAAGUCGUAAGCACACCCCGAAGUCGUAAGCACUAAUCGGUCGUUACUCGAAGACCUCGACACCACAAGCACUUGUUGGAACAAGUUACGAAGCAAUGGCGAAGAGAAUACCAAAGAAUAUUCCAAAGUUUCGUUGCGAAUUGUUGUAAAAUGCGGAUAAUGUAGCCUGGGAAUUGGUUACCACUUUUCCAAAAUUUUGAUCUUAAUUAGCCUAAACAAAAAUUCGUCACAGCUUGAAAGAGCAUCACAAAAUUAGUAAUAUUGCAAAGUUUCGUUGCAAAAUGUUGUAAAAUGCGGAUAAUAUAGCCUUGCGAAGUUUGUAAUUUUCAGUCAUUUUGUAUUACGCACAGAAGUGGUAACCAUUUCUCGUUUGUAAUCUAAAAUGACUGAAAAUUGCAAACUUCGCAAGGUUAUAUUAUCCGCAUUUUACAACAUUUUGCAACGAAACUUCGCAAUAUUUCUAAUUUUGUGAUGCUCUUUCAAGCUGUGAUGAAAUUUUUGUCUAGACUUGUUGAGUUCAAAUUUUUGGUUAAUUGGGGAUUGGUCUAUUAAUCUCCCCAUCAGCCAUUCUAAGCACCCUAGUAUAUUUUGCUUUUAUUAGACGAUGUAGAUUUUCUCGGUGCCAAUGUGGGUAGAGAUGCGGUGUCAAGGAUAUAUGCAAGUACCUGAAAAAUAUAAACACAAUUUCGACGUUUUCAACGAUGUUGGGAAGCUAGUAGCCAACUAUUAACUUCCCGAUGAAGGGCCUUCGCUCGAAAGGCCGAAGUUCUGCUUAUAUUUUUCAGGUAGUUGCAUAUCCUGACACCGCAGCUGUUUGAUAUAGAUUUCCCCCUAUAUAUACCUCUCGGGACAUCUUAAAUUUUCUCUGUGUCUUUUGGUGGGAGUGUCGAUCAUUUCAGGAACAACCUACUGGCCAAUGGCCAGAAUGUAAUGUCAAUGCCAAAAGUACCUAUGCAUGGAAAGAUGUUCCUCUUGAAAUUUAAUAUACUUUAUUAUUAGCAUGACAAAAUUACUGGAUCUGAUUGGUUGAGAGGAGUACAAUUAUUUCAUUAAUUGUACUGCAGUACAAUUAAUGAUUUUUCCAAAACAAACAAAAUGGCGGAAAGGUAUUUUAAACACAAUUGUGAAAUGAAAUUGCCCUAGAUGAACAGAUGAAAAUACGAACAAAAGCACCAAAUUUUGGUUGAAAGUUUGGCAGGACUGGGCUUUGGCGAGAGAAUAUAAUGUUGACAUUGAGAAGCAUCCAAUUUUGUCAUGCUAAUAAUAAACAAGUAAUCAUGCAAUGUUGCUCGUACAAUUAGAGAUUAAUAGUACUCGUGAUGUUUGGAAAUUUGCCAAAUUGGACUCGCCCCAGCGGCUCGUCCAAUUUUGGCAAAAUUUCCAAAUUAACAUCACCCGUAGUGUUAAUCCCUAAUUGUACUCGCCAUCGCAUGAUUACCUAUACUAAUAGUUACAUACAUUAUUUAAUAGAAUUGUAUUGAUUAUAAAUUGUGUAGGUCAAAUCUCCCUCCCGCCUCGUGGUGACACCUUUGUUGUUCUCCCAGGAGAAAAUGUGACAAUAGCGUGGAAACUUGAUGUCAGUGUACCUGACAUAACUGUUCGAACGUGGAAAUUCCUUCCAAAGGGCGACAAUUAUUUUGCUCAAAUCAUUCAAGAUGGAAAAGUGGAUGAUCAGCCCGAAUACUCACCCGGGCUAUUUACAAUAAAAAAGAAUGCAACAUUGAUUUUAAAUAACGUUACUAUCCAGUACAAUGGGACAUACAUAUUUAGUAUUUUGUCAAAGGGUGGAUAUACUGAAUCUUUUGUUUAUGUGUUUGUUGCAGGUAAGUGUCUGUUGUAUAAUAUCCUCUACCGUUUUACCCUACUUUUUGCCAAUUUCCACACGAAGGUAAUACCACCGUGGGUAAUACGUGAACUGAUUUGUUUGACUGUUGGACAGAGAUACAUUAAAUUAAGUAUUAUCCAUAUUACACAUGCGUUAUAGACAAAGUAGAGCGCAGGGGGGUGGGGGGGGGGGUAGCGGCAUUAAAAAUAACUUGUGCGCGAAAUUUAAAAGGUUAAAAACGCAUUUUGAGUUUAUGCGCGAGAAAUUCGUUAUGCGUUUUAUUAAUGGUCCUAAUAUGGCAGUAUUAGUCCUUCAGCAGACUAGGUCAGUCUGGCGAUAUUGGCUUAUAAAAAUCAAUAGGAGAAAUUCUCUCAAUCUUGGGGGAAAUAUGCUAUAUACUAGUCGGAAAUGGACGAAAAAUAUAAAAGUUGUAAAUUAUAAUACAUCCCCUCCCCCCGUAAAUAUAUUUUUCACAAUAUGCUUUUGAGGAAAUUGGCAAAUGGGAAUAAUUAACCGUAAAGGAAGAAGGUACUUGAUCGUGUUACAUUCUUCAACACGCCGUUAAGAGUGUAGUGUCGCAAAGUAAGAAUGAGCAGAAGGGUCACUCCUGUCGGAACCUUUGAAAUUUUUGUACCCGCGCAAUCGCGCAUGUCGCUCUGCGCAUCUUGGCCGCCAUGUUGAAAGAAACCCUUUCCUGGCAAAACAAUUGGCCAUUCUGAAGUUUAUGAGUGGACUGGGGACGAGUGUUAAAAAGUGCUCAAAUUCAGAAAUAAACCAAUUCACUAAAAAGACCACCUCAAAAUUAGUAAGUAUACAAAGUCUGAAGACGUUUACAUGAAUACCCUUCGAAUAAUAAGCUUUCGAAAAUUGUGAAAUUACUUAUUAAAAGACUGUUUUUGGGACACGCGUCCCCCAAAACAAAAAUUACAAUACAUUUCGUAGUAAAUAUCGUGAUUUUCGAAAGCUCAUUAUUUGAAGGGUAUUCAUAUAAACGUCUUCAAACUUUGUACACUUACUAAUUUUGAGGUGGUCUUUUUAGUGAUUUGGUUCAUUUCUUAAUUUGAGCACUUUUUAAUACUCGUCCCCAGUCCUGUCGUCAACUUCGGAAUGGCUAUAAUAUGGCGCAACUCGGAGUUAGACACAUAUCUUUGUUAUUUUGGGACCGAUCUCAUUUUUAUGACCAGUACUUAUUUGACAAAGGUAGGUGAUCAAGUUGAUAUUCUUAAAAGAUGUUUUAGUGAAGUUUAAACAGCUAUUUAAGUCACGGAUGCGUGAGCUAUUUUCGUUCGUUGUGAGAGCGUGUUGUGUUCACUGUUGAGUGGUUGUGUUGCCGGUGUUUUUGUUUACCACUUUAUGCAAAUCUGAGAUUUAUUUAACUUAUUUGCACUGUAGUGGCGGCCUGUAGUGGCCUUUUUAUUUAACAUUUGAAGCAUUGAAUAGUUUAUUUUCAGCCAACAAUCACCGAAUUGUCAGAAUUUUCAUACACAGCACUGUACACAGCACUGUACACAGCACUGUAGUCAGUAGUGCUAUCAAUACUAUGACGACUAUUUCAAUCAAUCAAUCAAUUUAUUAAAAAGAAAAUACAUAAAUGAAGAAAAUACUAUUCCCACAAAUAGCGAAAGCUAAUCGAAGGUGCGGAUAGUAUAUUUAAUUAUUUAACAACAUUUGAUAUUUAACAAGAUGAGAUUUCGGUAUAAUUAGGAAUAGAAUAUAUAGAGAUUGAAAUUAAGAUAAUGAAACUACAGUCGAAACCUUAGGGUAUAUUUUAUGAAAUGUGUAAAUCAGUAUAGAUGUAUGUUGUUGACGAAAUGCUUUCAAAGAAUCAAAAGCUCUUUAGAAACUAAUGAAAAAAAGAAAAUCAAAAGUAAAAUUCAUCAGACAUAAAAUCAAACAGACAUUCUCUGUAUAAUCAUUGGGACUUCAAGGUAGUCGUCCUCAUUAUUCCAAAUUUUAGGGAGUAAUGUGUGCAUCUCUUUAGCUAAUUCUUUUCUCUUAAGAUUACGAAUAUAUUUUGGAAGCGAGUUCCAUAUUUUUGCACCAACUCUAGAAAAAGCAUUUUUUUGUAGAGUUGUACGAGAGUACUUAAUUUGAUAGUUACCAGCAGUUGAAGCUCUAGUACCAUAGGUGUGUACAGUAGCAACUUGGGUAAAGAGAUCAGUUAUAUUCUUUGGUGCUAAAUCAUUGUUGACGUCAUACAUUAACUUCGAAACUGAUUCAAAAUAUAACAUAUUCACUGGCACAUUAGUUGUAUUUUUAAAAAAGGGAACAGCGUGAUCUCGAUUGUUAGCGAAGUGCAUUAUUCGUAAAACGCGUUUUUGAAGUACCAGAAGUUUUUUUAAAAAUAUUUGAGAAGUAUUUCCCCAGAUAGUGAUACCAUAUGAUAGAUAAGGAAGUAUAAGAGAUCGGUAAAUACUUGUGAGAACCUGGAAAGGAACAAAAUGCCUUAGCCUAGCAAUAAUUCCAACUGUUUUACUUAUUUUAGAUGCUACGUAAUCUAUAUGAUGUUUCCAAGUUAAAUGCUUAUCAAGCAAAACUCCUAGAUAUUUUAAAUACUCCUUCCGCUCAAGUGAAAAAUAUUUUCCAACUUUUUUGUCAAAUAUUCUUACACUUAUUUGGUAAUUAAGGUUUUUUUGGUAAGGAUAGAACAUGACAAAAUUAGAUUUCUUAAAAUUCAUUGUUAAUCUAUUUGCUUGUAACCAAUCGUAAACUUUUUCAAAUUCAGUAUUUACAAUAUGUUCAAGAGUUUUAGGAUUUUUAUCAGAAUAUAACAAGUUAGUAUCAUCAGCAAACAAAUGAAAAUUAAAUUUAUCUGAGGAACGGUGAAUAUCGUUUAUAUAGAUUAGAAAAAGCAAAGGACCGAGUACUGAUCCUUGUGGUACUCCACAAAGUGUUUUCUCCUUUGUUGAAAUAUUACAUUCAGUUUGUGUUGUUUGAAAGCGGUUUGUCAGAUAUGAUGAAAAUCAUGGAUUAUACCUCUAAAUCCACAAUGUUGAAGUUUACGUAAUAAAAUUGUAUGGUCAACUGUGUCAAACGCUUUUUUUAAAUCAAUAAAUCGACUAUGACUACUGUUUGAUACAUGUAUAUUAAAUUUUUCAUAAAGUGAUUUGAACAUUUUUGUUUUUCUAGUGUAUUGUGUGCAGUUUGACAUUUGCCACUGAUGUUCUUGAAUUCCAAAAGAUCCUCAACUACAUGUGAUAUAUAGUAUUGUAAAAUAUUAAAUUUGCAACCCAUGAAAUGUAUAUUUUCUCUGUAGUGGCGCCUCUGGCAGCACAGCUAGGGCAUAUAGAGGGGUGCGUUAGAGGCUAGUCGCAAGCCACCCUGUAAACAUUCAUUCUGGAGGAACUGGAGUUCCUGGAGAAAACCCACAACUUUCGGCAGAGUGUUGACCAACUCUUUUCACAUAAGUGUCAUUUAAUUGGUGAGAAUUGAACCCACAAUCUCAGAGAUCUAAGGCCCUUGAUCUGACUAUAGUGCCACCAAAGUCGGUAGUGCAAUCAGCAAACCACCAUAGCCCCAGUAGGGUCCAGUACAACUUAAUGUGCUAAGUUGUCGAUUUGUGCCAAUGUGCCUAUCUUCUUUUUUACUGCAAUAUAUUGCCGACAGUUAGAAGUUCAGCUGUGUGUGAGUGGGUCUAUAAAUAAAUAUUACUAUAGCUCUAGAUUUUUUUGAAUGUAAAUACUAAUAGUUUAAGUUAAUGAGCAAAAUAAAUAAAUGAUAAAAUUCUCAAGACUUUAUGUUACACGGGUUGUUGUUUACAUAGCAUGUUUAUGAGUUGUUAUAUCUCAUUUUGCCAAGUUGUGUAAAACAUAUGCCCUUUCUAACGUGGCUGAACCAAAGACCAUAUACAUAUUCAUGAGGAUUUAGGAGCAAGCAGAGAAACAACUGGGAUAUGUCUUGUUGUGUUUUCACUACAAACCUACACUUGUCCAAGCAGUUUACUGGGACCUACCUUAGAGUGACCUGACAGUGAUUUCAGGUAAAUCAUUUGGGGUGGCCCACCCUGUUGUUUAAACAUGUUUGGAUUGUUUAAUCCCAUGCAAGACCAAUUUCCAUGACAACAUCGUUAAAUCAUGUAUAUUAUGUGUGUGUAUAUGGUAUGUGUGUGUAUUUUUGUGUGUAUAUGUUUUGUCUGUAUUGUAUACAUGUAUGCUUGUACACCACACUUUGUCGGGAUGAUUUUAGGUUUUGCUGAAUGUUGUCAAACAUUUGACGUUUGCCCCAUCUUUUUAAACAUCAUUGAUUGUUAACAUGCAUCUGAAAUCAGCCCAACAAAUUGCAACGUGCAACCAUACCUUAUAUAUAUUGUCAAAUUUAUAUAUAAGUGUCAGAUCCAGUAUGUGGCCACAGGUAAGUCUAGAGUACAUCCUUUUCCUUGGUGUAAACAUGGUAGAUUUUGGCAAUCAAGGGCAAUAAUACGGUGGCCCACAAGUAUCACGGCAAAUGUUUUUAAAAUUACGUUAACAUAAAGUUCAAAUUGACUGCAAAACAAAAUUUAUUGAACGGAUAAUCUUUAUAUUUACUGCAACAACAAUUUAAUGUUGAUAGCAAAAUAAAAAGUCACGGCAAAAUAAAAAGUCACGGCAAACUAAAAACUCACGGCAAACUAAAAACUCAUGGCAAAAUAAAAACUCACGGCAAAAUAAAAACUCACGGCAAAAUAAAAACUCACGGCAAAAUAAAAACUCACGGCAAAAUAAAAACUCACGGCAAAAUAAAAACUCACGGCAAAAUAGAAACUCACGGCAAAAUAAACACUCACGGCAAAAUAAAAACUCACGGCAAAAUAAAAACUCACGGCAAAAGUCACUCACGCAAUGUUUCCACUUUGGAGAGGAUAUCCAUUUCAAGUAAGAUUAUUUUCAAAUGAAAAUUUUUCCGAAAUCUGAAACUGAGAUAUGUCAAUACUGUCAGUUUGUCACUCCAUGCACAUGCAAUGAUAUUUUUUACUAUUACGUCGUUUACUGUGACAAGGGUGUUGGCGAUAAAAAUAUAAAUAUAUAAAUUUGGGAUGAAUUUCAAAGAAGAGAUUUGAUGGAAAAUGAAAUUUAGAUAACGUCGAUGAAUUUUUUAAUGGUUAAAGUGGAAAUCGCAAUUGUUUCUUUGGUUGUUGUUGUGGAACUUUUGUGGUGAAAGAUUGUCAAAAUUUAAUAACGUUUCGUCUCCUAAAUUCUAAAAUAAUGGAAGACAGUGAAACAAUGUAAGUAUGUACAAUGUCCCAUCUGACAAUAAUGCAGGAAAGAGGGGAGGGGGCAAAAGGCGGAGCAUUUAAAAAAGCGCGACCCGGGGGACGCGGGUAGGCCCUCCCCGAUUGUGCUCGGCAACUUUUUAGCAACUUUUGGCGUUUGGAGUAACUUUUUUCGGUUAUAGUAACCUCAAGCAACAUUUGCGUUUCAGAGCAACUUUUUUGCAAAUUGCAGGUUUACUGUAUAAAUCAUCAAUCAUUUUAGCCAAAAAAUUAAAAGAUUUGAUAAAUGAUAAUAUAAAAAACAUUUUCUGAUGAUAAUUUAUUACAGUGUAAUGUUUUAAUAUCGCAGUAUAGCGUUUUGAUCAAACUACCUGUCACUGACAGGUAGUUUUAAGGUCAAACAGCAAACUACCUGUCACUGACAGGCGUCAGCCUUUACUUUGUAAUUGUAUUAUUUACUAGGGUUUCCUGUGUAAGUGUUCAGCACUAGAAACAAAAUGGCGUCUUCAUUUUUAAAUUAAAAUUGCUAAUUUGAAGCAUGGCCGAAACACAAAACCUAUCAGACCGAGACGAAUCCUUUGACUCAUCAGAUUCAGACAACGAAGAUGUGCAGGUACAAGUACAAGAUCCAAUUUUGACAGCAAGAAAUGCUGGUGCAAGUCUUAGUGUUCCAGCAAAAGCUAACAUUGCACGUAAGAGAAAACUUCCUACCAACCAAGGAAAGUACAAUCAAAGGGGGAAUAAAACUAUUGCCAAUACAACUGCCUGGGAUCGUUUGAAGGAUUUCCCCAACCAUCAUUUUACUGUAAUCGACCGGAAAUUGCGGUGUAACGCUUGUAAUGAAGAACUCUCUUUGAAGAAAAGUUCAGUCAAAAAACAUAUUGAGUCAAAAAAGCACAAGAAGGGAUUGUCUGAUAUUGCAAAGAGCAAAUCACAAAACCAGACAAUAAUGGCAUGUCUGCAAAAGAGAGAUAAGAGAGAAAGUACACCUGGCUCAACCUUGCCUGCGGAAAUGCGAUUGUUUCGUUUUGGAGUUGUUGAAUCUUGUCUCAAUGGUGGUAUACCAAUAGGGAAAAUCGAUGCCCUUCGACCGUUACUAGAGAAGCAUGGCCAUCGGUUAACCAGCAGCGGCCAUUUGGGCGAGCUUAUUCCAGCAGUACUAGAAAAAGAGAAGGACAAGCUGCAGGAAGAACUCAAAGAUGUGAAAGAGGCUUGUGUAAUUUUCGAUGGUACAGCCAGAUUGGGUGAAGCUCUGGUUAUCAUAAUCCGCUUUGUCCAGGAAAACUUUAUACCUACUCAGCGGCUCAUACGCCUGGAAAUUCUUGCAAAGUCACUGAAAGGAGAAGAAUUGGCUCAGCGACUAAUGUCUUGCCUGGCUGUGGAUUAUAAGCUUGGUCCGAGUACAGUCAUUGGAGCUGUAAGAGAUGGCGCAUCUGUUAAUGGAGCUGCCUUGAGACAGCUGAUGUUUUUUUAUCAAAAACUCUUUGAUGUUGUGUGCUUCUCCCACACUAUUGACAAUGUCGGCAGCCAUUUUCAGUUUCAAAUCCUGGACCUAUUCUCGCACUAUUGGAUAGGCAUGUUUUCCCAUAGCUUCAAUGCAUGCCUUAUUUGGAGAGAGAGAACGGGCAAGUCCAUUCGCAAGUUCAGCGACACACGUUGGUGGAGCAAAUGGGAAGUGCUUAACCAAGUGGUCGACUAUUUUGGUUAUGUUGAGCCAUUUCUUCGCGAGAAUGAGGAAAUCUGUCCUGCUAAUCGCCAACAUCUGCUGGAGAUAUUUGACGAUCCCCAAAGCUUGCAAGAGUUACGCAUGGAGCUGGCUGCACUCGUUGAUGCAGGGGUUCAUUUUAUUAAAGCAACCUACUACUUGGAAGGAGAUGGGCCACUCAUUUUCACCUGCUAUGAGAAGCUUUCGGCUGUUUCCCGGGCUGUAGCUGUCGACAAUUACCCUAACACCUUGGCUGUUGCUCGUGAAAGUGCUGGUGGCAAUGCUGCGCUAUGCAACCAGUUAAUUGCACGGGCGAAAGCUUGUAUCCAGCCAGGCCUCCAAUUUUAUCAGCAGAAGUUCAGUGGCCAAUUUUAUGGAACUGUGCGAGCAUUCAAAGCUGCACGUCUUUGCUGCCCUGUACAAGUGCAAAGCCUGAAUCCGACAGCUGCAUCACUCGAAGAGUUCAGAAGUUUUCCCUUCAUCGAUGACGACACCACAAUAGCAAAUCUGGCACAAGAGCUUCCUUUGUAUCUUGCUGCAGCUGAUGGGGUCACAGUCACUUGUGAGAAUGACAAGUUGACAUGGUGGGCAGCUCACAAAGAUGUCCUCCCGCACUGGUCUUCGCUAGUCAAAACACUGCUGUUGAUCCAGCCAAGUUCAGCAUCUGCAGAAAGGGCUUUCAGUCUCCUGUCCAAUGCAUUUUCCUCGCAGCAAGAUAGUGCCCUUGAAGAUUACCUCGAAGCUUCUGUUAUGCUUCAAUACAAUAAUACAAAGAGGUCGUGACUGUGUAACAGUCUUGAUUUUGUGUUGGCCGUGACAUUGGAUAUAUAUAAACCGCAUUUAGGUCGGCAUUACUCGAUGCAAAUAUAGGUGAAUAGGUGAUCGACUAAUCUACAAAUCUACCUUCCACCAAGUUGAAGUCAAAUGAACCAUUAUAAGUUUUGUUUCAAUGUUAUUUGUUAAUAAUAGUUUUGUAAAAAUACGCCGAUAUGUUUGCGAACGAUUUAUUAAAAGCUUUUUACAGUUUUUUUGGUGAAAUAUGUGUGAAAAUGUCGUGAACUUUAGGUAACGAGCAGGCGCAACUUUUGAUGUUCAAGUAGCAACUUUUUGGAUUUUUGGCAUCUUUUUAGCAACUUUUCGCAUUUUAGGCAGCAACUUUUCGCAUUUUAGGUGGCAACUUUUUAGGAUUUUACGAGCACAAUCGGGGAGGGCCUAGACGCGGGAAUAACUUGAAACGACUGAAUAUUUAAUAUAACUGUUUUAUUAUGUGCACAAGGUCUGAAUUCACAGACUUUGCUUUUCCGUUAUUUUCAAUAUUUUUCUUAUUUUGUUUAUGUUUUUAUCUUCGCUCUUUCGGUCGAUUAUUUUUCCACAUAUAUAUAUUUUUAACCAUUUUAAAUUGAAUAAAAAAUUCAUUUGCUAACCUGUAACAAUUUAUGGGAGGUUUUCAUUGUGUUUUUAAUCCUGUAAGGGCUAUAAAAAGCGAACAACUUGCCGUUUUCUCAUUCGCAAAACGUCGGAAAUUCAGUUUCAGUCGCCAUUUUGUUUUUCUCUAGAAAACAGAAAUUGCAGAAAUGCAGAAUAGCUCAUACCUAACGUGCGAUCAGGCCUAUAAAUAAAUAAAAGGCCUAUAAAUAAAUAAAUAAAAGGCCUGAUACAAACCUUAACAAAAGUUCAUGUUGUACAAUCGUAUUUGGGGUGUAAAUCUGAUUGGUCUAUGAAACAAAAGAUUUUUUAAUCUGUCAUUUGAUUGGUUGGUGCUAAUUAGAUUAUACUAUUGUUGUUGAUAUAUUUUAUAGUAAUCACAAAUAUAAUUUAAUUGUUGUUGUUGUUUUGUGAAAAUAUUUAAAUUUCUCCUGCGACAUUUUGAUUCAACUGAUUGGAUACUAAAUAUAAACUUUGCUGUGGGUGGAAAGCGAUCGGAUUAAGGUUUGUCUAAUGUGUCAGGCUAUUAUUUGUAAAAUAGAGCCUGAUACUCAGGUUUAUUCAGACCUUGUGUAUAUAAUAAUUUCUCAUAUUUCCUCUCUGUAACUAGCUUGCUCGUAGACGUUGUUAUUCUUACGCAAAACAACAAAAAAGUAACGUCUGCUGACCCGAGCGCCAGAAUGAAUUCUGCUACGUCAACCAAUCAGAAUUUACCUUCCAAAUUCUGGAAAUUGACGUCAGUUCAGGGGCGUAGGAAGCAGGGGGGGGGGAGAAAUUUCUCCUGAGGAAAAUUUUCCGUCGUAUCAUACCGAAAUUUAUGUUUGUAACCUAAUUUUUAAAAAAAAAUUGUAAAUUUCUACACAAAAACGGCACCUAUUGUUUUAAUUUAGUAUUUACAGCGACAUUAGCUUCUACAAAAGGGGCACUUUUCCUCACAAAAAAGGGCACUUUUCAACACAAAAAGGGCACUUUUUAUCACAAAAAAGGGCACUUUUAGUCCUUUAAAAAAAUUUGGGGGGGCACGUGCCCCCCGUGCCCCCCCGCUUCCUACGCCCCUGCGUCAGUUGGUACAACCUUGUACCCAGGAUAAAGAAAGAUCCUGGGUAUGAGGUUGCCUAUCCCCAAUCUUAACCCUUUCCCUAUUCCUAACCUUAAAAGGCUAAAAAUAGUAGCUAACUUCCCUUAAAACGUGACUCGUAUGUUGUCAUUAGAUUCUGUGGCAUGUGCUCUGCGAAACUAAGAAAAGAUGUUAGGUUCUGUUGGAAGUGUAAUGCUGACCAAACAUCUGCUGGGCCACCUGGUGAAAGUACAAAUGUUGUGCAACAACAAGAAUCAUUUGGCAGGCCACAACUUGGACAAAAACGAAAAGCGAUGUCUAUUGAGAGCUACUUGAAAACUAAGUCAACUGAAAGGCAAUCUGCCAGUACUUUUCGUUCAAAAAAAAAGAACACCGCUAAAGUCGAGAAAAAGGUGUCUGUUAACACUGGUAUCAAGGUGAUGUCCACAAAUGGGUUUAAGACAGUUCGUGGUAAACGCUUACCAGUCACCGUUUCACAACAAAGUACUUAUGCUAUGCUGCUAGAACAGGCAUUACAAAAAUGGAGUGCUUACGACAAAAACUUUGAUGCGUCUAAAGAAUAUGUGCUACUUUAUGAUGAUGACAGAUGUGCUCAGUUUAUGCCUGGCAACUUCCUUACUAUAUACUAUUACGGUACCUUUAAUUGAAAUUGCAGAAUGAAUAGUUUAAUCUCAAUAUUGAAUUUAUUUGUCCAUUUCACUGCAUGCCAUCUGUUGGAAUUGCUUUAAUUUAAACCAUUACGUCAUGAUGUGUACUCGCGCCUGUCUUGUUAUUUAACUUGUCUGUUACCAGAAUAUUUUUCUGCAAUACUAUAAAGCAGCUUUAUUUUCGAGGGCGAAAUACGAUCAUCAACAAACAAUUUGCAAUUUUAAUGUGGCUUUUUAUGCAAUUCCACUAAUCUAAUCCUACAAUUGAACUUCAAAGUAGCUGUGCUUAAUUGUUAUCUCCAACCUUAUUACACGUAGUAGCACUACCUACACAUGCAUUUCAUAAUUUUAAAUGAUAUGUUUAUAUAUCAAGUAAAUACAAAGUGAAAUAUUUCUAUUGAGUUCUGUCUUAAAUAAGUCAGAAAUUUAUAUCCAGUAUUUCUUCUUUGCCUCCCCACCCACCACAAAGAAACAAAUAUGUACUGAUUAGAUUUAAUAUAUUAUUGGGCUGGAUAUUCCAGUUAAUUAGUUUACUGUGUAUUUUCUGUUGUAUUUGUUUUUGUUGUUGUUGUGGUGGUCCGUUAAUGACGUGGUAUUAGUAAGCUAAAACCUCAAUUGCAACCAAGAAACAAUUCUUCAUGCACCUACGUAUUUUCACUGAACAAAUGUUUAAAAGCAUCAAUUGUUUGCCCAUAAUAGUAUGCGGACAAACGCAUUAGUUACAUCAAAGCAGGGCCGGAACUACUGGGGUGUGUUUGGGGAGUUUAACGCCCCCAGAGAAAAGUAAAAAAGGGGCCCAACUUGGCCAGAGGGGUCCCAGAAUGCUGGAAUUGCAGAACGUGUUAAAUAUUAAGGAAUUUCUGAAAAAUUGAGGUCGAAAAAGGUCUGAAAAAGUAUUUUGCUUCCAUUUUCUCAAACUGUUGUCAGAACAUUUUUUGGGAAGUUUUGUUUUCAGAAAAAAAAAAUUUAUUCAUUUUAACAUUUUUAAAAAAUGCAUCGCCUAACCAACAUUAACUGUUUGAAACAAUGCAAAAGUUUAAAUUCUAAAACCACGGUGGUCCUUUAGUACGAUCGUACUUGUUUACUAUAAUGUUUACCACUUGUAUGCCUAUUGCCUAUACUUCGUGUAAGCCUGUCCCCAAGCCAUACCCUAAUCCUAACCAUAAAGUGUCUUGAGACCUAAUAAUAGCCAUUACAACAGGCAUAUAUGAAGAAUAUUUUGCAUUUUGGAGUAAGUUCUCCCCUCUAUUGAGCCCCCUAUAUCCAAAAAGCUCCUACAAGAUCCCUCCAAUAAAUAAGUGCUGUGGAAAGUUUGUGGGCCCACAGAUCGGAAUUUUAAUUAAAUUAUCUAUUGUUUGAAACAAAAAAUGUAAAACAAAACAUGCGCAUGAGCAGGAUGGACUUGACAGCCUCUUUAAAUGUUAUGGUAAGUUCUGUUAGAAACUUUCCACAGCACUUAUUUAUUUUUACAACCUCCUUAAAUUUAAUAUGUAAAACGAUGUAAUAUUGCAGUUUUUGGUUAUUCUUUGAAUUUAAUUGCUUUUUUAUUUUCUCAUUUUAGGGCAACAUGCCGAAUUUUUCUGCUUGGAAAAAUAUAGGACGGAGGUAGGAAGAGAUUAUAAGCGCAUCAUAUUUUAUCUCUGUCUAAAGAAAGACCUCGAACAAAGCGAAGACCUGGAGAAAGAUGAGGAAACUGAUGACGAGAAGAGCGAUGACAACUUCAACUUAAACCUGUUGUUCAACGGAGACUUGCCUCCAGAAGAGAUGUUCCAAAUUGACGAUUUUAUAGAUGCAGUAGAUAAAGCAGAAACCGAAAGCCAAAAAGAAACGUCGUCCUCCAACGAACAGACGGAAUCAAAUGAAAUCUCUUGUAACUUGCCUCAAGAUGCAAUAUUUGAUGUUAUUUCUGACAGUGGUAUUGAUGAUUAUAAAGAUGUGGUGAAUUUACUGAGGUCUAAAGUUAAACAUGAUGACCAACUCUUUCUUACCAUGAGACGACAUGCUCCGUUUUCUCGAGUACUUAGUUUGUGGAAAAGGCAAGCUCUGAAGUCGGAUCCUUUGCACGAGUUAAAGGUUCACUAUAGUGGUGAAGAUGGCAUCGACUCGGGCGCAUUAGCACUGGAAUUUUUGGAGGAUUGCAUACAAGAGAUGGGGAAAGUGAUGUUUCCUGAUGGUUCCCCUAUCGAUUCGUCUUUGUAUGUGCAAAAUGGCGAUUUUCGAGCAUGUGGCCAACUAGUCCCUGUGUCCCUGGCGCAGGGUGGUCCCCCUCCUUGCUUUCUUGAGAAGUGCGCGUAUGAAGCAAUGUUUGCCAACGUGGAUAUGAUGGAUAUCUCUGACGAACAUCUGACCGCUAGAGAAAUUAGCUUGCUGGAAAAAGUGCGCUCAGAUUGUAAGAAAUAUACUGAUCUGAUCAUCGAUCAUGGUUACACGGGUACGAUAUCCAAUGAGCAUGUUGACGAGAUUAUUCGCUCCCUGAAGGUGAGUUUUGUUUCACGCAGAUGUCUUUACAUGAAUGAGUUUAUCAUUGGUGCUGAGUCAUAUGGGCUUGACAAAAUAAUGAAAGAUAAUCCAUCUGUUUGUGAGCCGUUAUUUGUGAAUGGAGAGCUGAAGAAUGGCUUGAGACCUAGUGCUGACUACCUUUUCUCAUUAAUGGUCCCUAAUUAUUCUGAAGUUGGAUCAACAAGAAGAUGCACAGAAGAAAACAUUAUGGAUUAUUUACAAGAUACUUUAAUUUCAUUUGAAGACGAAAACAUUGAAGGACAUAGUUAUGCAGUAGCAUGGGAUCACAAAGUGAGCCCUGAUGGUAUUCAAUCAAACAACGGUGGAGAUGACAAAGAAAUGCGAGUAGAAUUUUCCACUCCCAUCGUAAAUAUUCCAGGUGUGAUGG